UUUAUCUAGACGAUAAUUCUGGGAGAGUACAACUAAAAUUUUACUUUGACCCCCACCCUAGUUAGCAACAUAGCAGUAGACAGUCACAUGAUGAUGGGUGUGUGUGCGUCUCUGUGAAUAUAUCAAUAUAUGAAGUAUCUAUUUCUUUAAUAAUUACAAAUUAAUAUAAUUUCUUUGUAAAAUAUAUUGAUUAUCACAUACAUACUUAGUGUAAAGAAGAAGAUUCUACUCAGAUUAAAAAAAUGGCUCAAAUGCGAAAUAUAUUAGGAACCACUUUUGUGAUUACUGCUUCUAUUACAAUCAUAAUUUUAGUGUUAUAUCAUGUAUUUACUGGUAAAGGUGAACGUGUCAGCAUUGCAUGGUUUUUGGAAGGUACAUCACCAUAUAUGUGGGCUACUUUAGGUAUUGGAUUUGCAGUUGCGUUAUCUGUUGUUGGUGCAGCAUUAGGCAUCCAUACAACAGGAGUAUCUAUUAUUGGUGGUGGUGUAAAAGCACCUAGAAUAAAGACCAAAAAUUUAAUUUCUGUGAUAUUUUGUGAAGCAGUAGCUAUUUAUGGUUUGAUUACUGCCAUUGUAUUAUCUGGCAUGCUUGAUGAAUUUACUUAUGAAAAAGUUAAUUUACCCGAGAAUUCUGACGUGAAAAGUCAGAAUUGGAUGGCAGGUUAUUUGAUGUUUGGAGCAGGAUUUGCAGUAGGUCUUGUUAAUCUAUUUUGCGGCAUAGCUGUAGGUAUUGUUGGUUCUGGUGCAGCAUUAUCUGAUGCAGCAAACUCUGCACUUUUUGUUAAGAUUCUUAUAGUUGAAAUAUUUGGAUCAGCUAUAGGUCUCUUUGGAUUAAUUGUAGGUAUUUAUAUGACAUCAAAAGUGAAAAUGGGGAACAAGGCAUAAAUGCAUUUAUUAAAACAAUGCCUGAAAUAAUACAUUAUGAUUCAUCAUGUUUCAUUCCAUAUUUUAUCAUUAUUGGGUAAAUAAAUAUAGAAAAACAGACUUCUUUAAUAUUAUCAAUAGAUAUCAAAAUGUUUCAUAGAUGAUGCACAUAAAAUAUAACUUCGUGUAACAUAGACAUAAGACAAGUUUUUUGGACUUAUUUGUGGACAAACAUUUGAAUGUUUGACAACUUCCUGUGUAUUGCUGAUUUUUUGGCAUUGUCACAUUCAUUAUUGUAAUUUAAAGUAUAUUAUAAUAAUUUAAGUUAUAAUGCUUUAAUUGAUAUAUAAUUUAAUGUACAUAUUUAAUGUUCAUUUUCCAGUUGCAUUUGUGUUCAUAAGAAUAACAAAUAUGAAUCAGGAAAUAUUUUUAAUCAUAUAAAAUUCUCUUUCUUCGUAAAGUUUGUAAUAUAACAGUUAUUGCAAUAUUUACAAAUAAUACGAUUUAUCUUACCAUUAAAUGGAAGUUUGAGAAUGAGUUAAGAUUCAUAGAGAGAAUAAAAAAUAUUUAUUCAACACUGUAUAAAAAUAUGAAUGAUUGUAUAAAUAACAAUAUAACAAAUAUGUUAAAUGUAAAAUAUAUAAAAUAGUGAUGUUAUUUGUGUAUAAUAUACCUUAUAAACAACAUUUAAGUAGGCACUAAUAUUUAUAAUUUACAUAUAACAUUUGCAUAUGUCUUAGAAUUUCAGAUUAUUUACUUAUUAAUAUUGUGUGAAUUGUUUUUAAUGCUUUCUUUAAGCUUUUCACAUAAUUAUUGGCAUUACGAUUACCUUGAUAACUACUAACCAUAGUUUCCAGCUUAUGAUCUUGUACACAGUACCUAAAAAAUACAUUGUUUUUUGUAGAAGAAAUAUUUUAAUUUUACAUUUGAAAGAAUUUUACCUUAAUAUCUUUAUACUGUUAUAUAUCUUGAAAUUAAAAAUAUUAAUUUACCCAAUUCCAUAUCCAUCAUUUACAACAGGUCCAAAACCGCCGGAAAGUAAUGCAGGACUUGCUAAAGUAGAUGUAGACAAUACAUUAUGGUUUAAAGUAUCAUAUGAUGGAUCUUCAAAUAUAGCAGGCUUACGUAUGCCUAAUUCGUCACAUAUGCAUUUUAAGGCAAAUAAGUGUCUAUCAAAUGCCUGUCCUGUAAUAGUAUGAUAAUAAUAUAUUAACAAAUGAUUUUUAUAAAGUAAAAAAACAUUUAAAAGUUAAGAAUUAAUUGAAUUUACCCAUGGCAGCUUCUUUUAUAAGUAUACCAUGUAUAUUACUGCAAUCAAAAAUCAAUUUUUUCAGUUCUGCUGUAGAAAUAUCCAAUUUCUUCUCUGUCAAAGCUAUACAAGCAGCUUUAGUUUGCAAUGUACAUGAUCUAAUAGUUUCAGUGCGUCCACGUUUGAAAGCUGCAGUACUGCAAGAUUCAUAGGUCGGUACCAUUUGACCUUCCUGUUCAUAUAAUGCUAAUUGAAACGCCAACUGCAUUAUUGCAUCUGGACUAAUUCCUAUUUUUUUACAUUCAUUUUUUCCAAAUCCUUCAUAUAUGAUAUGAUCAACAAGUAAUUGUUUUGUCCACUUAUCAUAAUUUUUUUGUUCUUCAUUAAUAAUGUCUUUAAUCUUUGAAUCUAGUACAAAUUCCAGUUUUUCAACUUUUAAGGCAUGCCUACUAGAGAGAUCUUUUACAUCUUCAGGAUGAAAUCUUGGUUUUUUUGACAUAUCUGCUUUUAUAUCCUACAACAAUAUAAAAUAGUGCAUUAAAAUUCUUAUUUUCUUACAUUAAAAUGUUUUAUAUCAAUAUUAAUAAAUUUAUAUUAAUCCUUGUCCUUUGUAUCUUACAUUGAAAAAUCUAAGAACUGCUACUCCAUCUCCCCAAGAAUGUUCAAAAUUCAAACCAGCAUAUCCAUCUUUUGUAACAAUUAAAGAAAAAGAUUUAUCAAACCAACGAUUUGUUCCAUCACCAUGAAGGUAUGACUUUUGUAAUUUGUUGGGAUCUUCACCAAUAUGAUUAUCAUCCAAUAUCAAAAUAAAUAUAGCUGAAUCUA
This is a messenger RNA of Vespa velutina, 2937 nucleotides long. It is a transcript of the gene VhaPPA1-1, whose product is annotated as V-type proton ATPase 21 kDa proteolipid subunit c''. Bases 243 to 884 code for a protein of 213 amino acids. Lineage: Eukaryota; Metazoa; Arthropoda; Insecta; Hymenoptera; Vespidae. The transcript is spliced from 5 exons. Gene Ontology annotation, molecular function: proton-transporting ATPase activity, rotational mechanism. Gene Ontology annotation, biological process: proton transmembrane transport. Gene Ontology annotation, cellular component: proton-transporting V-type ATPase, V0 domain. The record is from RefSeq and is a predicted model, not a curated record.